Amoebophrya sp. A120 is the source of this 6470-nucleotide messenger RNA. The record is from the annotation of a GenBank genome assembly. NCBI's taxonomy places the organism in Eukaryota, Dinophyceae, Syndiniales, Amoebophryaceae.
CUACAAGUGAGAGUAGGAGACCAUGCUGUCUUUCGAUACGCGAAUGGUGUCAAAGUACACCUGUACUUCGCAAAAAUUAUCAAUGGAAAAAAUUAUGUGAGGGACCUCUGGAGGAGCUUCCGCUUUCAGGAGCUAAUGAGCGGUUCGUUCACCCUGCCUCCGAAUGUGCGGGGUACCUCUCGGGGGUACGUCCGCAUAGAUGUCACGCAGGCAGGUAAGAAGUGUGUAUCUAUUGAUUCUUUUUGUAAACACGAGACUCGUCAGAAUGCUAAAAUCCAAUGUUGAAUAUAGCAGCUUUUGCUUUUCUUUGCUCCUUUCUGACUUCUCAUUUUGCAUUUGAUGAAGCUCUGAACUGAAUUCUCAGACGGCCCUGUUUACUUGCUUUGGUGGGGGGAAACGCGGGAGAUGAAACUGCUGCCGAACGAACCUUUGGAGAUCCCGAUUAACACCUCACCGGAGCGGUUUGGGUACUACUUGGCAGACGAUCCGUCCGUCGACGUUCGCAUUGGGGACGAGGUUGGAAGCAUCGACCUGCAACCCUUCGUGCAGACCGCGGGAUCCCACACCACGCUGGACGUCGGGGGGCGGUUUCGCAUCGGGAGCAGCGACAUCGAUAUCUCCAUAGUCACCUGCUGGAAAGAGCCCGUAACUACGACCGAGGGGGGCCCGAAGGCACGACCAAGUGGUAAAAAAUAAACAGUGAUUGCAGCUCGUAUAUUGUACAUAAGCGUGGAAAUCAAAUUUGAAAACCAAGGAAAGAUACGUGCAUCAGUGUCAUUGUUUUGUGGAACUGUUGGCAGAGUGUACCUUUUUUUUUGCAGAACUUCUACAAACCAGCGAAUAUCUUCAAAGGUUCGUCAUAUGCAGCUGCGGAGUCUAGUGGUAGCGCAUCAAACGCCUGGUCGAAUGCAAUGCAGACGUUGCCAACCUCACCCCGUUUCAGCUCCGCUGACAUUGAUGACGUCAACGGGUCGGCCGCGCGGCAAUGGGCUGCCUUGGCAGAGCGUGCAGAAAAGCUGCGCGAAGAUAUGACGGAGAGCCUAGCCGAGAACGUCUCUCGAGGGGGCCUCAAACCGCAAGCACACCUUGAAACAAUCAUGGCAGCGGAUCCUUUUCACAAUGGUGAGUACUUCUGUGUUUUUUUGUUUCAAUGUCACUUAGCGCAAAAAUUCUUGUGGCAUGAAAAAGUUAAAUUUUCAGCGUCAAGGAUGAUGUGCGACCAUCGGGUUUCAGGGUCAAGGAUCAGCUGCACUAUUGCAAAGCAGUGGAAAAGAGAGUGGAAAAGAUGAGGAAGCACGAGAAGUGGUGCAAAGGCAAGAAGUUUGCCUUUCCCCUAGGAGAUAGUAGUUACGUCGAACAGUAGUUGCUAGCAUUUCCAAUAACCCCGUCAGUUGGGUAAAUCAUUCACUCAUUCACUUCUGCUGGAUCUAUCUUCUGGAAACAAAAGGCGAUACGGAAACUAUACCAGUUGCCGCGUCGUUGCGAGCGUCUGUAGAACAGCGUCCUCCAAAAGCACACCCGCAGGAGCAGACGGAGCAGGGCGUGCACGCCUUUAACAUGUUCGUGAAGCCCGAGCCCACGGUUAGCGCUACAAAAGCUGCACCUGCCGAAGGCCCAUCUACUUCUGCCCCACUGGAAGUAGUUCCAACUGGGGCGGCGCCCGCCGCCGCGUCUCAGCAAGCAAUAGCUGCGCCCACCGCCCUUGCAAAAGGCAUCGUGUCGUUGCAGUGGGUUACGUUUCGGGGCAUGAAUGUGAAGCGCGCGUCGCUGGUCCUUCAGGCGAAGCAGUCGGCGAACCUGGUGUCGUGCCACUCGCAGCGGGCGCAGGUGAUGCACAUCCAGAAGGAGACGAAGAAGGAAAUGGUUACCAAAGUCUACUUCAAUGCCGACGCGGCCAAGCGCGACUUCACGCGCGGCGUGCUGCCGGCGAACUCGCCCGCGCUGAUCACACCUUCUGGCUCCGGGUCGGCGAAGCAGAGCGUCGCCGCGGAGCUCGCGAUGGAGAUCCAGUUGCCCGCCAGCGCGACGACCGGCGGUUCGGCCCUGCUGUCGCCGUACCUGGAUGCGCGCAGUUUGAUGGUCAGCGAGGCGGUCCGCGCGUCCCACAUCACGGCCUACUCCUCCGUUUCGGAGUACAGUGCGUUGAAGCUAGUUUCCGAGGCGUAUUCCGCCGAAGUUCCGGUCAACGAGGAGGCCCUGACCAAAGAGGAGUACACAGUCCCGAUCCACAGCAGCGAGGGGGCGCGCAAAAUCAUCGGCAAAGCGUGCUUCAAGGUCAAGGUGGUGCCGAUGAAACAGUGUCUCCGGCUGCAGAUCGGGUCGUUUGCGUCCGCCAACGAGGGGGCUUCUACCGUCCCGCCAACGAGUAACAUACUCGUCUCCUACAAGCUGCCAACGAGCGCCAGCAGCGGUACAAGUACGCCGGGGGGGACGAGUCGUUUUCAAGAGAUGGAGUCACCCUGGAUGCCUGCGAACUCCUUUCGGUACUCGUCGCAGCACUUCUUCGAUCUGCCGCUUGGGGGGCCGAACAAGUUGUUUGUGCAGGUUUGGUCAGAGCGGCGCAGCACGACGGAAUUCGCUGCCAGGUCGCUGCUUGGAAUAUGCAAGGUGCAGGUGCCGUGGCCGGACGGCAGUAUGUCGUGCCGCGCGAGCGUUCAGCCGGUUUCCGUCGACCAAGACAGCAGUGGGGCCCCUGCAAACCCUUCGACGCUGGAGGUGAGCUUGCAGUGCGCAACUGGCUACGCAGAUUCGUUUGCAGACGAUGCCGGAUCGUCCUCGACCGGCCUCGGGUCACUCCCACUGCGUACAGCGUCCGAAGCUGGAGUGCAGCAGCGACCGGCAGAGCCGACUACGACAAAAGAAACGUUUGUGGCCGUAGUUUCCGAGGCGGAAGACGUGCGCCAAGGCACCGCAUCGUUCCCUAUGUCGUCGCUUGGACCACCAGGCGGGAUAGCCGGCGGGUCUCUCCAGUACGGUGGGAGUUCCGGAUCGGACUACUAUCGCAGUGCGCCGUUGUUUCCCACCGCUCUGCGAAAGGUGGUGGCCGCGGGUCUCGCAACUGACGACGUAGAGCCACCGGUCGGUAUGACCGAGAUGUCGAUCGCAGAGCUAGAGCGCCAUCUCGCGCUUCAGGCCGUGCUGACCAAACAGGAAGCCAACGCGGUAACCGCGCAGGUAUGGGGCGAAAGCGAGGGCCGGGUGAUGCUCGGGUUCGAUGCCGUGCAGGAGCGUGAGCGCGCCAUGGUCUCGUGCAGCUUCGUGCGCGAGUGGCUUCGCCAGCGCGUCGCGCCGGUCAGGGAAGCACUCAGCCGCAUAGGCGCACUGGCGCAGGACGAGACCUCGUUCCUCUUCGAGAUCAACAAGCUCCUUGGCGAACAGACCACACCGGGGACCGCCGCUGCUUCGCUGUCCUGCGAUCGCCUUGUAAAGACGCUGACGCGAUUUUUCCCACCCGAGGAGGGGACGCUGAAGGUCUGCGUGCGACAAAUCUUCGACAUCCUCCUCGCGCCGGAAAACACGGAAUUAGAGGUGCGAUUUCUGGUCGAGGUGUUUCAGCGCUACCUGGAAAGGAAGCAGGAGAGCGAGUUCAAGGCGAAACGGUGCCUGGUGGCGCUGAGCAACGCGCUGGAGGGUCGCAAUGUCAAGGACCUUUUCCGGGCCUACUCGUUCCAAGUUGAUGCGCUCGUCGCGUCCUUGAGCGGGGCCUCAGCUGCUUCGGGCAGCAAGCCUCGUCGUUCCACCACAACUCCCGAUCAUGUCGGAGUCGUGACGCAGUCGCAGGUAGAGCGCGCCCUGAGAACCCCGCCUCAGAGCUCGCGACUGCUACAGGGCACGGCGAGUAGUCGAAACAAGUCGCAAUCGCCGCGGAAGGCAGCCACCGGGAUCGUCGAGGGGAAUCAGCCAAGCUCGCCCGCCAAAGCGGCGGUCCCGUUCGCACAGUCCGCGUACGCCGGCAUGGUCGUGGGCGCGGCACCACCGCUGGACGAAAAUAGUAUGCGGCCACCAGAACAAGAAGACGACGCUACCAGCCCCGGGCAGCACCUUGCUCAAAUACAACAGGCAACCAUGGAGCGCCGGCGGAUAACGGUGGUCCACAGAAAAGCAUUUGAGCACGUGCUCACGGCGGAGGUCCUGACGGCGGCGGACUGGGAGGAUCCGGCUCAGUGCCUCGCCGACUACCUGGAAGUCGUCAGCCAUAAAAGGCACGUGGAUCUGGACCGUCUACAACGGGAGAUGGAUCGAGCCACUACCGCUCCAGAUUCCAGCAGCGACCCGAUGCUGGUGGAGGACGCUGAGGGUACUAUUUAUUGAGCUGGUUCGUUUUCUGCAGCAUUGAAGGAUCGAUUGCUACUCGGCAACGUAAGUAAGAUCCGUCCCUGUCUUCGUGAAGGCUACUCUGAUUUUCUUCAUUUUCGUGCUUUGACCACUGAAAUUUCAACUAGCAGGUGAUGUCGCUGUCGCUCCAAAGGCGGCGCCUGAGAUCCUUGUAGCUAGCGAGGAUGUAACAGCGCUUGCGGAGCCGGUGGAUAUGCCAAAGUUACCCUCCCACCCCGCGGCCGUCAACAUCAUUAAGGAGCUGUUGUCGCUACUGAUCUCUGGCUGCACGAAAACUGCGGAUGCCGUGGCGAUGUUGGACAAUGCCGCCGCGCUGAUUGCGAGAAAUCCAAAUCGCGACGACGUGGCCAUAGCCGUCGCUGCGUGGAAGGAGCUUGGACUGAACAGCAGUGGCCUUGCGAGCGUACUGGCGCUACAGGCCUUUUGCUCUUGGAGCAAAGCGCAGCGGCGCAUGGAGGUCACCGAGGAAAACAUUUCCAAGAUGCAGAAGGUCUUCUUCUACUUCUACGACUUCGAAAACAACUCGCUGUUUCUCAAGCUGUUCGAAGUCAUACUGGCCUCACACGUGGACCCAAUCAAAGCCUUCCGGAUUCUAGACGCAGACCAGGACGGCAAGCUCACGAUCGAUGACUUCAUCCUCAUGCUGAAGAAGCUCGGUAAGGAAAGAAGCAAAACUUUCUUGGGACGCUUUCUACCUUUUUUUGUCUUACUGUAUCUGCAGUCAAUGUUUUCUUUUUUGCACGAACGCGUUCAUCAUCUGCGAGAAGUAGAGCCACUUAUCUUCUGAAAAACAAAACACACAGGCCUCCCGCUUUCGGACAGCGACAAGGAGUGUUACCAGCGGUAUGGCGGCGACAAGACGUUUACGCUGCAGGAAUUUCUGGAGUCGUUCAACCGCUUCCGAAGUCGUCGGUUCGGGUACGUCGACGAGGUGGCCCAGAGUGCCCCGCCGCCCAAGACGUCGGUCGAUCUGUCCCACGUGGGCGACGCGUCCCGGCGCGAGCUUUUCCUGCGCACCAACCAGUACUGCUUCAACCUGCCGGCCUACUUCACCUUCGCGCUACUCGAGAACCGGGCGAAUGACGGGAAUGCGAACGCGACGCCCACCGUGUCGCGGAGCCUGUUUCUCAAAUUUGUGUACCAGGUGCUUGGCGGGGGGAUCAUGACCGACGCGGAGGCCCGGCGGACGGUGGACAUCAUCGACAUCACGAACAAGGACGUCGCGGUCACGAGCGCCAACGAGGGCCAGCUGACCAUCGCCUACAAGGAUUUUCGCCGCUACUGCCACCACGUGGACAGCAAGCGCGCGGUGGCCAAGCCGGAGCAGGAGAAGAUGGUGCGCGAGCUGCGCAAGGACGUGCGCGAGUUCCUGGACGUCAUCACGGGGGUGGACCUGGAUUUGCCGGAAACGCUGGCGAUCGCCAAGGUCAGUCCCACGGACGCCAUUUCGGAGGCGGGGCUGGCGCGGAUUUUCGCCGAGCUGCGCGUGGCGGAGACCGUCGCGCGGCCGGUCUACGAGUGGGUCACCGCGGUCCAACUGUUCCGCAAUGAGCCCACGCUUACCUACCAGCAUCUAUUCGCCACCGUGUGCGUGCGCGCGUGCGCCUAUUUGCGCCGCCACUUGGACGACCUGUUUACGAUCUUACUGUUCUCCAACGUAAAACGGGUCGAGAACCUCUUCCAGGAAACCGACUACCGUGUGCGGUGUGACGUCUUCAAGGAAGCGGUUUUGGCCUUUGCCGAGGAGGCGGUACUGUGCUUUUGUUUGCCGAAUACUUAGAAGAAAAAAAUGAUUCACGGUGGUAGUGUAAGUAUGUAUGCGAAUAGGGACUCGCGAAUUUGGAACCACACUGGUUUCUAUCGUGGUUUAUCUAUGUCAAUCAAAACAGAAUGUUUCCGCCGCGCACCUGGACUGGGAGGACAUUUUCGUUGCGGGAAGCUACAACGGCUGGUUUCCCCUGCCGGAUUUGUGCCUUUCCUACAAAGAGUUUCAAACCCGGUACGGUGUGCUCAUCGGCGAGCUGGCUCGGCGAAUGGAGACACUCGGCAUCUCGAGUCACGAGCUCUUUGCUGCGGCCAAGAAAUCAACGACGCCUGCCUAUUUGGGCCGCGGCGCUUCGCAGCGUCUGUCGUGA